Molecule: messenger RNA, 261 nt
Organism: Peronospora matthiolae
Lineage: Eukaryota; Oomycota; Peronosporomycetes; Peronosporales; Peronosporaceae
Source: the annotation of a GenBank genome assembly
AUGGCUGAAGGCGCGAACGUCAUGAACCACUGCAACGAGGUCCUCAACAUCUCCGCCAAGCUUAGAGGUAUCGGUGCGAAGAUGGAAGACAAAGAUGUUGCAAUCUGUCUGCUGCUCACUCUUCCAAAGAGCGAUGAAAAUGUGGUGCUCAACAUGGAAAUGAGCAGCGCCGAGCUUCGUACCCAUGAUGUGGUGAGAGUGCUGACGAAUGAGCACGCCAAGCGUCAAGAAGACAAAACGAUAACAUACAGUGAAAGCUAA